GGGUGUGGAGUGGCUGGGCCGGCGGACGGUGGCUCCGGGCUGGCGACCCUGGAGGCAGCGGAGCAGGCCGAGGAGGCCGAGGGGCCCGAGGUGCCGGAGGAGGAGGAGGACGAAGAGGAGACGCUGCCUCACUCGGAAGCGGUGGACGUGUUCCAGGAGGGUCUCGCCAUGGUGGUGCAGGACCCGCUGCUCUGCGACCUGCCAAUCCAGGUGACUUUGGAAGAGAUCAACUCCCAGAUUGCACUAGAAUAUGGCCAGGCGAUGACGGUCCGGGUGUCCAAGAUGGACGGAGAAGUCAUGCCUGUGGUCGUGGUGCAGAACGCCACGGUCCUGGACCUGAAGAAGGCCAUCCAGAGAUACGUGCAGCUCAAGCAGGAGCGGGAAGGGGGCGUUCAGCACAUCAGCUGGUCCUACGUGUGGAGGACAUACCACCUGACCUCCGCGGGAGAGAAGCUCACAGAGGACAGGAAGAAGCUCCGCGAUUACGGGAUCCGGAAUCGGGACGAGGUUUCCUUCAUCAAAAAGCUGAGACAGAAGUGAGUCUCCAGGCAAGACAGCCCUGCCACCAGUGGCCAAGCUCCUCUUGGGUCGUGCCCCCUUCACAGAAGGGCUGUUGAUGCAGCCUGGCCGUGCCCAGCGCGAGCUGUCGGGACUGAGCAGCGCGGGGCGGGGCUAGUUCUUCCCGGGAGCAUGACCUGAGCCUGUUUUUACCUGAGGGUAAGCACCGAGUCACCCAGCAGACCCCCUGGGGCUGUUUGGCCACGGCCCUCUGUACAAAAUGAACCUAUGUUCUCUGGGGUCUGGUCUUGCCCCUGUACAGAAUAAACCUGUGUGCUAUGGGUCUGGGCCCGCCCCCUGUGCAGAAUGAACCUGUGUGCUCUGGGUCUGGCACCGCCCUCUGUGCAGAAUGAACCUGUGUGCUCUGGGUCUGGGCCCGCCCCCUGUGCAGAAUGAACCUGUGUGCUCUGGGUCUGGCCCCACCCUCUGUGCAGAAUAAACCUGUGUGCUCUGGGUCUGGGCCCGCCCCCUGUACAGAAUAAACCUGUGUACUGUGGGUCUGGCCCCGCCCCCUGUGCAGAAUGAACCUGUGUGCUCUGGGUCUGGCCCCGCCCCCUGUGCAGAAUGAACCUGUGUGCUCUGGGUCUGGCCCCGCCCCCUGUACAGAAUAAACCUGUGUACUGUGGGUCUGGCCCCGCCCCCUGUGCAGAAUGAACCUGUGUGCUCUGGGUCUGGGCCCGCCCCCUGUGCAGAAUGAACCUGUGUGCUCUGGGUCUGGGCCCGCCCCCUGUGCAGAAUGAACCUGUGUGCUGUGGGUCUGGGACAUGAAAGGGCCACAGC
Lepus europaeus (European hare) is the source of this 1338-nucleotide messenger RNA. It is a transcript of the gene SNRNP25, whose product is annotated as small nuclear ribonucleoprotein U11/U12 subunit 25. The record is from RefSeq and is a predicted model, not a curated record. Gene Ontology annotation, biological process: mRNA splicing, via spliceosome. Bases 169 to 540 code for a protein of 123 amino acids. Gene Ontology annotation, molecular function: protein binding. NCBI's taxonomy places the organism in Eukaryota, Metazoa, Chordata, Mammalia, Lagomorpha, Leporidae. Gene Ontology annotation, cellular component: U12-type spliceosomal complex. The transcript is spliced from 5 exons.